Messenger RNA from Verticillium alfalfae VaMs.102, 1932 nucleotides. Its product is annotated as rhamnogalacturonate lyase. Gene Ontology annotation, molecular function: carbohydrate binding; catalytic activity. Gene Ontology annotation, biological process: carbohydrate metabolic process. The transcript has 3 exons. The record is from RefSeq and is a predicted model, not a curated record. Bases 1 to 1932 code for a protein of 643 amino acids. Lineage: Eukaryota; Fungi; Ascomycota; Sordariomycetes; Glomerellales; Plectosphaerellaceae.
AUGGCUGGCAUGGCCCAGAUGGUUGCCGCUGUCCUUCAAACGACAGAGACAUCUAACUCGUACAUCAUCGCCAACGACCGUCUCAAUGCCACGGUCACCAAGACUGGCGACCUCCUGGGUCCCGCCACCGGCAGCAUCGGUCGAGGCCCCUACCUCGACUGUUACUGCACACCCGCGGGUUUCUGGACCCCUGGUCGUGAUCGACCAACGCUGGCCCUCUACUCUGGCGAGGAUGCCACCGGAACCAAGUACGGCGGCUUCAAGAUGUCCGACACCUUCCCCGCCACCGGCCAGGUCCUCGAGCAAUACAUCUUCCUGCGCGAGGGUGAGACCGGUCUUCACAUGUUCAGCCGCGUCGCCUACCACAACGAGACGACGCCCUUCCUGCGCAACCUGCAGGAGCUUCGCACUCUGUUCCGCCCCAACACGGAGAUGUGGACUCAUCUUCUGACGAACCCUGAACAAUACGGCCCCCUGCCCAGCAAGGAGGGUGUCGCCAAGCAGGUUGUCGUUCAGGACGCUACCUGGGACCUCAGCGCGACUCCCAACGACCCUUACGUCAAGGACUUCUCCGAAUACUUCACAAAGUACACCUUCCAGUCCACCUGGGAAAACCACAAGGCCCACGGCAUGUUCGCCGAUGGCAGCAAGACCGCUGACGGCUCUACCUUUGGUGCCUGGAUGGUCAUGAACACCAGGGACACCCUGUUCGGCGGCCCUCUCUUCUCCGACCUCACUGUGGACGGUAUUGUCUACAACUACAUCUCCUCCAACCACCACGGCAACCAGACUCCCAACAUCACCUCUGGCUUCGACCGCACCUUUGGCCCUUACUACUACCACUUCAACAAGGGACCUGCCGGCACCGACAUCAAGGAGCUCCACGCCGAUGCUGCCCAGUAUGCCGAUCCCGAGUGGAACUCUGAGUUCUACGACGCCAUCGCCCCACUCGUCCCCAACUAUGUGACAACCAAGGGCCGCACGACUUGGAAGUUGCACGUUGACCUUCCCAAGGGCGCCAAGAAGCCCAUCGCUGUCCUCUCGCAGAAUGGCGUGUACUUCCAGGAUAACGUUUUCGACACCAAGGCUUACCAGUACUGGACUGAGGUUAGUGAGUCGGGCGAUGCCACCAUUCCCAUGGUCAAGGCCGGAACCUACCGUCUCACCAUUUACGCCGAGGGCAUCUUCGGUCAAUACAUCAAGGACGACGUCAAGGUUGAGGUCGGUGGCCGCAUCCGAACCACCCACGCACGCUGGCGCGAGGAGAACGCCGGCACUGAGAUCUUCCGUAUCGGUACCCCUGACAGGAGCUCUGGCGAGUACCGCCACGGCUUCGAGAAGGACCUGUCCAAGCCGAGGCAGCCUGCUGAGCACCUCAUCUACUGGGCCGCUUACGACUUCCCCUCCGAGUUCCCCGAUGGUGUCAGGUACAAGGUUGGCGAGAGCGACCCCGCCAAGGACCUCAACUACGUCCACUGGAGCGUUUUCGGAGGCCGUGGCAACUCGGUUCGCAAGGACAUGUACCUGGGAGACGGCAACGUGAACAACUGGACCAUUGUCUUCGAUCUCGAGGAGGCGCAGGUCAGGCGCAAGAGGGAGGCCACCUUCACCGUGCAGCUCGCCGGCGCCAAGACCGCUGCGGGUAACACCGAUGUCUUCAACGCCAGCGAACCUCACGCCAACCUGGCUUACACUGUCAACGUGAACGGCCAGGACCUGAAGCCCUGGGUCAUCCCCAGCUCUUGCGCUGUCCGCUCCGCCGUCGUCUGCUACCAGGUUGGCAACAAGUUCAGCUUCCACCCUAGCAUGCUCAAGGCUGGCGAGAACGAGAUCGUCCUCAGCUUGCCCUACGGCGCCACCAACUACGAGCCCGCUAUCCUGACGCAGGCUCUCUACGUGCAGUACGACGCGCUGCGCCUGGAGAUUCGGUAG